Panthera uncia (snow leopard) is the source of this 1266-nucleotide messenger RNA. RefSeq names its product trace amine-associated receptor 4. Gene Ontology annotation, biological process: chemosensory behavior; G protein-coupled receptor signaling pathway; behavioral fear response. The coding region runs from base 155 to 1198 and encodes 347 amino acids. The record is from RefSeq and is a predicted model, not a curated record. Lineage: Eukaryota; Metazoa; Chordata; Mammalia; Carnivora; Felidae. Gene Ontology annotation, cellular component: membrane. Gene Ontology annotation, molecular function: trace-amine receptor activity; 2-phenylethylamine receptor activity. The transcript has 2 exons.
UGGCCUUAGAGCUCAGUAAUGCUUGUCUUUGGUCAUCAGAACUACACAGCCAGUCCGGGUACUGGAAAAACAAAUCCAACCUCUGUCAUACUCUGGAAAGGAGAAGAGCACAGUAAUUUUGCAAAAGAUUAAUAGUACCCACAGGACAAAGACGAUGAAUUCACCGGAACUUUGGAAUCCUCCGGAAGUCCAAUUUUGCUUUGCUUUGGUCAACAAUUCAUGCCCUAGAAAUGUGAGGUCUGUGCUGAGUGUGUGUGCCAUGUAUGUUGUCAUGACUGGUGCUAUAGUGAUGACCAUGUUGGGCAACCUGGUUGUGAUCAUUUCCAUCGCUCACUUCAAGCAGCUCCAGUCCCCAACCAACCUCCUGAUUCUCUCCAUGGCCACAACUGACUUUUUGUUGAGCUGUGUGGUCAUGCCCUUCAGUAUGGUCAGGUCCAUUGAGUCUUGCUGGUAUUUUGGAGACCUCUUUUGCAAAGUCCACAGCUGCUGUGACAUCAUGCUCUGCACCACCUCUAUUUUUCACCUCUGCUUCAUCUCAGUGGAUCGCUACUAUGCUGUUUGUGACCCUUUGCAUUAUGUCACCAAAAUUACCAUCCCUGUAAUAGAGGUCUUUCUACUCAUCAGUUGGUCUAUUCCAAUUGUUUUUGCCUUUGGCCUGGUAUUCUCAGAAUUAAACACAGUUGGUGCAGAAGACUUUGUUGCAGCCAUUGACUGCACAGGUUUGUGUGUGUUGAUAUUUAACAAGCUCUGGGGGGUGUUGGCUUCCUUUAUAGCCUGCUUCCUACCUGGGACUGUAAUGGUGGGGAUUUACAUACACAUUUUCAGCGUAGCCAGGAAGCAUACUAAGCAAAUUGGCAUGGGUCCUACCAGGAAACACGUUGGGUCAGAAAGCAAAAUGAAAGUAUCAUCCAAAAAAGAAAGCAAGGCCACCAAGACUUUAAGCAUAGUCAUGGGAGUGUUUGUAUUGUGCUGGCUGCCCUUUUUCAUCUUGACAAUCACAGACCCUUUCAUUAAUUUCACAACUCCUGAAGAUUUGUACAAUGUCUUCCUCUGGCUGGGUUAUUUCAACUCUACUUUCAAUCCCAUCAUAUAUGGCAUGUUUUAUCCCUGGUUUCGCAAGGCAUUGCGGAUGAUUGUCACGGGAACCAUCUUCCACCCUGACUCUUCUACCCUAAGCCUAUAUCCUGCAGAUACUUAGGCAAUACUCUCCAUUCUGUAAGAUUCUUUCCUGGUAAGGAAUCUUGUUGGAUGCUCCUCCUCAAAGGU